Pieris macdunnoughi is the source of this 267-nucleotide messenger RNA. NCBI's taxonomy places the organism in Eukaryota, Metazoa, Arthropoda, Insecta, Lepidoptera, Pieridae. The record is from the annotation of a GenBank genome assembly.
AUGUUCAGAACUAUAAUUGCCCUUAUUUGGUCAGAACGGGUAGGCCGUCCCCGACUUCUCCUACCAUCACUUCUACUAGUUAGUCUAGACUAUCCAGGUUCUCCUGGCAAUAUGGACCAAGUAGACGAGUUGGAUGAGAAUGGACUUGUUGGCUUUGCAGUUCAUAGUAGCCGAAACAUUCUCCAACACACAUUUGGAACGCCUCUAUCUAUUGACCAGGACUCUGAUCCAAACAGAAAUAUGGACGGCAAACUCACGAUUAAAUAA